UUGCUUGAUUCACGUAAUAUCAACGUCCACCAAAAGCGCGGUAAACUGCGGUGUAAGAAGCAAGAGUUGAAAGGUGAUUCGCGUUAGUGUCAGUUUAGUGUUUCGAAUUAGACGGUUGUACAAGUCUAACAUGUCGGUAACAAACGGUGCUAAAGCCAUGAUGUAUGGUACGAAGGUACUGAAAUUUGCGAAAUUAACAGAUAAAGCGUAUGCGCCAACGAAAGGAUCGAAAUAUGCUGCUGGAUAUGAUCUGAAAAGUGCCUAUGAAUAUAUUGUGCCAGCUCAUGGUAAGGAACUUGUCAAGACUGAUUUGCAAGUUCAAGUUCCUGAGGGAACAUACGGAAGAAUAGCACCACGUUCUGGAUUGGCAUGGAAAAAUCAUAUUGAUGUAGGCGCUGGCGUUAUUGAUUCGGAUUACCGCGAGGAAAAUGUGUGGAAGCUCUGUCAGGAUGUAGCAACCAGACACGCAUUGGAAUUGCAGCAUUGCUAUGUUGCAUUCGUGAGCAACUCCUGGCGGAGCGUACCGCUUUGGCGACAGCGAGCCGGAAAGGAUGAAGACAAACUCGUACUUUGGGACUACCACGUAGUACUUAUCUACGCACCAGACGAAAGGGCCGUCGUAUACGAUUUAGAUAGCGCAUUACCAUUUCCGACGCAUUUCUGGAAAUACGCGAUGGAAACGUUUAGAUCAGACGAAGCGCUACAGCCGGAGCAUCAUCGAAGAUUCAGAGUGGUUCCGGCCAACGUGUAUUUACGAGAAUUCGCGUCCGAUCGGCAUCACAUGAAACGUGACGAUGGCACAUGGAUUAAAACGCCACCGGAUUAUCCACCAAUUUCGACACCAACUUCCAAGGACAACUUGGAUUCCUUUAUUAACAUGGACCCGGGGACCGGGUUUGGGGUUAUAUUGACUUUAGAACAAUUGUUCGAACGAUUUCAUAGGCCGCAUGCGAAUGCAACGGCUAACCGUAAGCCUCAACCGCAACCGACGCCGACAUAAGCAAACCGCUAAGUAAGUUGCGCCAGGGUAAAGAUGAUCGUUUGCUUCAAUUUCCAAUUAUCAAAAAAAAAAAAUCAGUGUAUGGCCUAAGGGAAUUGGUUAGAUGCAUGUAUUUUUUGCGAAUUGAAUCAUUGGAUAAAAAUUCGAUAAUAAUGUCAGUCACAUAAUUGUUGCUAAUUGUUCAAGUCAGGUUUUUGCAAUAGCUAAAUUGGAACCACUCGUUGUUUCAAUGAACAAUCCCAACUUUUAUACAUGCCAUUUUUACGCAAUUCCCGAUGUAAAUGUGUCGCACGUCCUUUUUUUCUCUUGUGUUUAUCGAAUUCAAUUGCAAGGCAUUUCGAUGGCACAUUUUUAUUAUUGGUCACUUACAUUAAACUUAGUGACAAAAUUGUUAUUUAUUAUUUAUUAUUUAUUUGUAUAUUUUUAUUCCAUUAAGAAUAAAUCGAAAUUUAAAGGGGAACUCAUAUUUUUGGAAAAACCAUUUUCCUUUGACAAUAGUAUCAUUGGGGGUGGGUAUCGUAAUAAGAACAGCCUGUCGGGCAUGACACAUAUAAUUUUAUACAGAUAGGACGUACGGGUAAUACAAUCGUUAUGGAAUAUCGUUUUCCCAAGGACGUGUGGUGUUCCCCUUGUUAGGUGUAUCGGUAGAAAAAAGUAAAAAAAGAGAGAUUGUUUAUAUACCGGUACGCAACUUUACAGUCGAGUGAUUUGGCUUAUCAUGUGUGAAUAACGAUCGUGCUGUGCUGCUUUUCCCAAUAGUCUCGAUAACUAUUUGCUUGUUGUAUUUCUAGGCUAUGCUGAUAUGUUUGUUUCCCUCUUUUUAAAAGCCUUUUUUACAGAGCCUUGCGGAGACCCUCGUCUCCGUCGUGCGCAACACGUUAACUAUCGACCGUAUUCCAAGUUUUGAGUCGUGGUUACAUGAGUGUUUUCUCGGCUUCUCUUAUACGUUUACCACAAUGCAUAAGAUCUUUGUCACGGCUUUGCUCUAUCGGUGGUAUUACUGUUAUAAUUGUGUCAAAGACUGAUCUAUUUACGGACAAUUUCCAGACACACAGAAAAAAAAGAAUUCGAGGAGAUAUAAUCACUUCGAUGAAUAUAUAUCUAGUAGUGCGCGUCCAAAUGCACAGACGUGGCUAAAGCGCUUAUUAUUAUUGUGCGAUCGAUAUAGUAAGAAUUUGAUCUUCGCGAGAUAUCGUAAUUAUUACGAUUAUUGUAAUUCUUGUGAUACUUUACACUUUCUACUUUGAAUACCUAACGCUAUACUUGUCUACUGUUUAUACUACAAAACCGAUUCUCAAUCACUAUGCGUUCGCUUGUUGACAUCCAAUUUUCUCGAUAGUAUUCGUAAAAGAAAAGCAGGACUUAUAAUUCGGAUAUGGAUGUAUGUAUGUAACACGAGAUUGCAUGUACUGCACGACCAAUUGCCAACAUCGAAAGAUCGUAUUCGAGUCAACGAAUAUCCAUAAUAUGUCUCCAUUUAGAUUUCGGAUAAAGAAUUUUAACAACGAAAUCUUGAAACUUUAGAAUCUUUCAGAAAUGAGUGCAGGCACUUCAUUUGCGUGCGCAAUGAGUUUCUUCGCCGCUUUCCACUUUCUUAAUAUCUUCAAUUUAACUCAUCAAUUAAACUACUCUAAAGUGGUUCGUCUUAAACAAACUUUGAAAACGCAGACUUGUAUUUACAUACAAAUUAUUACGAUUCUAUUGAGAAUAACUUCGCGAUGGCACUGAGACUAACAUAGGUGCUGGUAGAUGUUAUUGUUGAACUUCUCGUUAUGACGUGGAACGCUAUUGCAUGAUGAAAAAACUUGAUCGACAAGCGGACGCAGACCAGCCGUCGGUUCAUCGAUCAUAUAAAACAGUAAUCAUCUAAAAUAAUGAAGAACCGACGGUCACGUCGAUAGUUUAAGAGUUCGUCCACUCUUUGCCUUCCAGAAUCAUUCACUUGAUCUCUUUAUCUCUAUCAUCGACAUGUGUUUUCCUCCGAUUCACGAAUAUCAUGUUACUAUAUGCAUACCUAUUUAUGAACAACUGUAUCUGCGACUACGAAACACUCAGUCACCGAGUAUAUGUCGUUCUACCGACGAGUAUGAUCGAUGAUCUUUGAAUAGUCAAGUCGCUUUCACACAAAUACAGGCGUUGUAUCGUAUGUGGAAAACUCGGGACCGAUUUUUUUAAAGUAUAAUAAUCUUCGAUUACCAAACUAGAAAAUGAGAAAAAUAAUUAAAAAAAGACCUAAUCUCUCUAUAAUUUAAGACAUUACUAAAUAUAUCAGAAAACGUUAUUAUAUGUAUAUUAUGACGAUGAUUAUUAUUAUAUUGUAUCAAUUUCGAUACACCGAUAAAAGAGUUUAGUCGGGAAUGUUGAAUUAUACAAUGUAUCGACGUUUGGUGACGUAUUCUCUUGUCAUCGUCACUCUGCGAUAUACUUACUUACAUAAUGUAUUUUGAUCGAGAAAAAAGAGAAAUCCACAUAAACCUUUUAUCAAAAUAUUCGCAUGUUCACUCAGAAUUACAAAAGGGGAAAGAAAACCUCUCUUUAUGAAACUUCGUCUUUCGAGUCUAUAAUCAAUUAUAAUAAAUGGAUGAUGCACACCGUUUGUCUCAGCUUUGGAAUUUUAUCGACGUACUUUUUAAAUCUUUACAAAUCGUUGUAUGCUAUCCAAAGUCCUCUCUCUUCCUCAAGUUCAGGUGCCAUCUCUAUCGUUAACAUUACAGUGAAAAAACAAAUCGAAACACAAGUUGCGAAUAUUUAAAAAAAUGGUAAUCGAAGCUUAAUUUUUCAGCGAAUUAUGUAUUAUAUUUCAAUUUUGUUUCUUUCCUUCGACACGUUUGUCGACGCGACGAUGAUCUUUCGUUCUCUGAAUGUGUACGAACAAUCAUCGUUAACUGUUUGUAUUAUCGAAUUGAUACUUUUUUCAGUACAAUCGAUUUUCUACCUUCCGUUCGCCGUGUUUUAACGUGAUACUUAGUGUUUGUUAAAGUUAUCCAUUACAAGGUUUUGACGUUUUGCUCAUUAUGCGCACAGUAUAUUCGGCGUACGUUUGUUCUGGUUAUACUUGUUGAAGAUUGUACCUUAGGUAUAGGAGAAUAAAAAGAAUCACGGGAGAAACGACGAAGCGCAUGGAUUUUCAAAUGUAUAUUGUAUUCAAUUUGCAAAAAUAUAUAAUAUAUAAUUACAGAA
This is a messenger RNA of Ceratina calcarata, 4180 nucleotides long. Its product is annotated as protein N-terminal glutamine amidohydrolase. Bases 131 to 1000 code for a protein of 289 amino acids. Gene Ontology annotation, cellular component: cytosol; nucleus. The record is from RefSeq and is a predicted model, not a curated record. NCBI's taxonomy places the organism in Eukaryota, Metazoa, Arthropoda, Insecta, Hymenoptera, Apidae. Gene Ontology annotation, molecular function: protein-N-terminal glutamine amidohydrolase activity; protein-N-terminal asparagine amidohydrolase activity. The transcript has 5 exons.